Molecule: messenger RNA, 5529 nt
Organism: Larimichthys crocea (large yellow croaker)
Lineage: Eukaryota; Metazoa; Chordata; Actinopteri; Sciaenidae
Gene: arhgef19
Product: Rho guanine nucleotide exchange factor (GEF) 19
Exons: 16
Coding region: 380-3313 (977 amino acids)
Biological process (GO): regulation of actin cytoskeleton organization; activation of GTPase activity
Molecular function (GO): guanyl-nucleotide exchange factor activity; protein binding
Source: RefSeq, a predicted model, not a curated record
AGGAGCGAGAGGGACGAGAGAGCAGAGGAGCUUAGAGAAGGGAUCUGCAUUGUAAGUAGUUCUGAGGGCAGCAAGUGGUGGCUGUUUUUCAACCUGUUUUUGUCUUCCGGAGGAGGCUGAGAACUAGUAGAAGAAGAACAAGAAGAGGAAGAACCAGGCAGAAGAGCACAGAUCUGAAAAGUCUGUGUUAUAAAACAAACAAAGAAGCCGAGAGAGGAGAAGGGAGGAAAGAAGCCGGGAGGAACACAAGGCAGCAAUGGAUAGCAGAGUGGCUCAGCCUGACCCUGGGAUGGCCUGGAUUCACACACUGCUGCUGGCCACCAUCCAGCACACUCACUAGCCUGCUAACACCAAUGAGCUCCCAUGUGUUCGUUCAGCCAUGCUCCCUGGGUAUGGAUUCUCGCCUUUUCCUGAUUUCCAACCCCACCUUCAUGCUUUUCGCUGCAGAGGAGACAGUCCCAGCAUGUGGAUCCCUGGAUCAGGAGAGUCCCAGGCUCUGAACGAGGCCCAGGAGGAAAGGUCUCUCCUCCACCAGUGCCACCAAAAGCAUAUCGCUGUAUGCCAGCAGGAAACAUUGGCUUUUAUUGAGCUACAACCACCAGUGACUCCUAAACUAAACAGUGUUGGGUCUUCAAGACCAGAUAUUAUUCCAGACACACAAUGCACAACACACUCCCUGACCCUGAAUGGUUUCAGACACACAUUAAAUGAGCUGAAUGACAUGCAGAACAGCUGCCACAGGACAGACAAUGAGCAUGAAACAACGCUGAAUUUGAACUCUCAUAAACCUACAAGUGGCAGCCAGCUUGAAUGCCAUAAUGGCAUCAGGACUUCUUUACAGGAGCAGACUGAAAAACAACAUACUGUCACAACAGUGUGUCGUCCUCUCCAUGCAGCUCUUAGCCUCCCUCUGUCCCUCCCUCUGUCCUCUCUAUACACAAACAGAGACUCCUGGGAAUCUCAGUUACCUUGCUCUCCAUCUUCACCUGAUGGUCCUGGGUUUCAGAGCCCAGACUCUUGCCAGCCACAGAGGAGGACUUCACAGGGUUCUCUGAAAGAGAAGUCUAUCAGGCGAAAGAUGCAGGUUUACUCCCCAGAAAGCCUGAGCGAUGAAUCUCUCAGCAGCCCAAUCCUGGACGCCGACUACAUCUUCCCAGGACCUUUUGCAUCUUUCCUGGAGGAGGACCUGAGUGGAUUAUCUUCACUGGAAGCCAUUUCAAGUCCUUCAUCCACAGACGGUGUUACAGAUCUCCCAAACCUCAGUCAUGACGAUAUUUUCAAUCUACCUGCAGAACCACUGCAGAUAAUUGAGGACUCAGUACCAGGGGUGGGUGAAGACAAUGGGACUGUAGAGAUGUCAAGUGCCACAGGGGGGAGUUUUUUGUCACGUAGCCGCCAAGGGGACCAAGAAAGGCGACGUUUCUCAGCUUCAGAGCUGAUAUCUAGACUGCAGCUGUCUCAGAGGAAGAAUUCCUUCACCUUGAAGCUGGGGAAAUCGCUUUCUGCACGGGUAGCCUCCCGGGACAGACAGAGCUCCAACAACCUCAAUCCCAACCCAGACUAUAAGUCCAACUCCAAGCACCGCAGCUCAGGAGGUUCUAGUGAUAGCGCACCUCACAGCCCUGUAGGACCUCCACCUAUUCUACUGCCCAGCUGUGACAAUGGUAUGCCUUUGCAUCGGUGGAGCUCAAAACUCGGAAUGCGAAAGAAGUCCAUAGAGGAGGACUUGGGCAUACUUCCAACAGUUGCUUCUUCGAAUCGUUUGUCACGGUUUUUGCCUAGCUCUAUUCUGUACCAGGAGUACAGUGACGUCGCCAUUAACAGAGAGAUCCAGAGGCAGCAAGGGAAGGAGCCAGGCACAGAGGAAGAAGGGCUCAGGGAUGAGGGGUCAGACGGGACCCCGUCUCCUUCCAAUCUGUCUCCAUCCAGCUCCUUUCGCUCAUCACGAGGCUCUGCUUUUGCACUGUGGCAAGAUAUCCCUGAUGUUCGAACCAGCGGCCAGCUGGACAACUUCAGCAAUGAGGAAAGAAAAUUACAGGAGGCAAAAUUUGAGCUGGUGACAUCUGAGGCCUCCUACAUCCGUAGUUUAACAAUCGCAGUGGACCACUUCAUGUUGUCACAGGAGCUCACAGAGUGUCUUGGAGCUCAGGAUAAACAGUGGCUCUUUUCCAAGCUCCCUGAAGUCAAAGAUGUCAGUGAGAGGUUUCUUCAGGAUCUGGAGCACAGGCUGGAGGAAGACAUUCUGCGAUUUGAUGUGUGCGACAUCGUCCUGGAACAUUGCCCGGCUCUUCGAAGGGUUUACUUACCUUAUGUAACGAACCAGGCUUACCAGGAGCAGACAUACCAGCGUCUGCUGCACGAGAACCCUCGUUUCCCCAGCAUCCUGGCUCGUUUGGAGGAGGACCCCAUCUGCCAAAGACUUCCUCUGACCUCUUUUCUAAUCCUCCCGUUUCAGAGGAUCACGCGGCUUAAGAUGCUGGUGGAGAAUAUCUUAAAGAGGACGACUCCAGGCUCCAGAGAUGAGGACACUGCCACGAAAGCUUUCAAUGAGCUAAAAAAGAUCAUCAAAGAAUGUAACUCCAGUGUGCAGUCGAUGAAGAGGAUGGAGGAACUUAUUCACCUCAAUAAGAAAAUCCACUUUGAGGGAAAGAUCUUUCCUCUGAUCUCUCAGUCACGCUGGCUGGUGAAACACGGAGAACUCCUAGAAGUGGACACUCAGACAAUGAGUAUUUCUGGAUCAAAGCUCAAGUUACCCACCAAGCCUGUGUACCUCCACCUGUUCAAUGACUGUCUUCUGCUGUCCAGGAGGAAGGAUACAUGGAAGUUCAUGGUGUUUGUACAUGCCAAGAUCGGAGAGCUGAAAGUGAAGGAUCUCAGUCAGAAGCUGCAUGGUAUCUCAGGCUUCAUCUUCCACCUGCAGCUUUGUGAAGGCCAGCAGCUCAAACACCAGAUCCUGCUGAAAUCACACACGGAGAGCGGGAAGCAGAGAUGGAUCACAGCGAUGUUUCCAUCUGAUCCGCUCGAAGACAUCGAGCAAGCCAGCGAGAACGUCGAUAUAUCCCAGGUUCAGUGCAUCAAAAGCUACCAGGCCCAAGAGCACGAUGAGUUAACACUGGAAAAGGCAGACAUUCUUCAUGCUAAGACCAUUACAAGUGAUGGGUGGGUGGAAGGCAUCAGACUGUCUGACGGGGAACGGGGCUGGUUCCCCAAAACCUAUGUGGAGGAAAUCACAAGUCGCAGCGCACGCCUCCGCAACCUCCGAGAAAAUAUCCGCAUCAAAUGUGUCACACAGAAACUGGAGGGGGAAGACUAACCUAACUAAUUUUUUACUGUAACUUGUCGUGUGUCAAAGGUGUAUUUUUAAGCUUCUGGAUCAAUGUUUUAAUUUUAGAUGGAUGUGGGACCUACAUAUAGAAUGCAGGUGCUAAAACAAGCCAACAUGUUCUUCGCAUGAAUGCUAAAACUGUGCCAGCGUUUUUACUUAGCAUGCUAGCUUUUUAAAUGAGGGCACAAAGCUUUUAAUGCUUCUUUACAUUUCUAGUUCAAAAGGCUUUUAUGCAAUAAGAGUCCAAAGUUCAUUUUUGCCACACAGAAGUAGAAGAAAUUACUUGCAUGCCUUCUAUGAAUGCAUUUCACCAUCUUUUUAAAGUCCAAGAACAUUUUUAAAAAUCUUUGUGGUAAAUGUGUUAUACAAGGCCUGCACAGCUAUUACAUGUAUACAUAUGUGUACAACAUUUCAAGGUCAUGGUAGAGUGAGGCUAACUCAAAGUCUACUUUUGCACCGUCUUAUGCAGUCAGCUGAGCUCUGUGAGGUGUAGGAGGAUUCAUUCAUAUAACAUCACAACAUCAGAAAAUCGCUGGAGGCGCAUCCUGCUGCUGAGCUGCAUUAGGACGCAUCAGAGGCCUUUUAUCUUUUGUCUCUGUUCACACCGAGUGCUGCUUUUAUUUCAGAAGGCAGAUGAGAAGUCGCUCUGUUGUGCUUUAGUCCAUCCGAUACCUCAUACAGUACAAUCCAUCAGUGUGCAACAGCUCACCUCCAUCCAUGUGUUGGAAGAUGUGGAUGUCUCUUUAUUAAAGAGGACCACACCUCCCUGUGUGUACUGUAACAAUCUGGACUGUGUGAACUGUGAUGGUUAGUGAGACAAGACAACUGCAGAAUGGAGGUUUUAUGUUUUAAAGAUGAUUUUCACAAUUCUGCUGUAGCAUAUAUGAAGGACAGACUAUUCUCUGUACAAUUCUUCUUCUGUUAGUGCCCUCAUCUCUUUAAAGGAUUUGGCUGACUAUAUCCUAUUUUAUUAUUACUAUUAUUAUUAUUAUUAUUAUUAUCGUCAACAAAGCUCAUGAACAGACCAAAACCAAUAAUGACUUGCUCCUAUUGACGAGUAUCGUCUGUGCAUACAAACCCUGAUAGAGCUUAUUCUUCCAUUGUGUUCUCAAUGAGCUUCACUGACAGGUUACAUGUUACCAUGAACACACACACUGUAGUCUGCUUUCAGUCAGUUGUACAUACACCGUCCUGCUGGCGUAAAUACUGACUGGUGCUCUAGUGAAAAGCUGAAAAUAGUCCCCAACAAAUGCACUAUUUACUCCUGUUUGGGUUAACAUUUACUAAAAACUACAAUACCCAGCUGUUUUAGGAAUGAUUUAGCCCUUUUUUUUUCAAAUAAAACUACAUACUUGUGACAAAUUUUUCAAGAUUUAGGUCUGCAAUAGGAUGGAUUUGGGUUUGAGUGUCACAGACUAGGUUGGGAGGUUGAACAUUGUUGGUUUUGGAAUUUUCAUGGCAUUCGUAGGGAGAGAAAAUGGCACCAAGUUUGUCUGGAUAUGGACAUGUAUCAAAUUCAGCAUUUACAUGCAUUUACAUGCAUUUACAUUGACCAUAUGUGUUGUAAAUGUGCAAGUUUAGCUUCACAUGUACUCAUUUUAAAACUUUGACUAGCCCCAUUUGAAUAAAAUCUAGACAUUAUUGCAUUACGCUGAUCAUAAGGGAUCAUGAAACUGUCAUACAAUAAGCACUGAGUAACAUUUAGGCCUACAUCACCCACAUCGGUCCCCUCAUUAAGAGUAAAAAUCCCCCAAAUAUUCAAAAGCGCAGUGUAACUGAGCUGAAGCCUUGUUUGUUAAUGAACCACUAUAAUCAACAUUCAAAUGUAAACUCUUCCAGUGGCACAUGAAAUGUUUAUAACCCCUUUUUUUUCUUUAUCUGCGUUGUUAGUUAUAAUUUAAGUGAUUGCUGUUGCAGCAUGUGUAUUUAUACUCCUCUAGCUGGUUGUUCUCUAAGGAGAUUCUGAUGUAAAUGUACUUCACUGUAGAUGCUUCAUGUAUAAAGAGUAGAAAAAUGGUUCACUUACUUUUAUGACUGUAAUUUAUAUGAGCAAAGAUUGGACAAAUAUUAUUACAUUCCAUAACUAUCAACUUUCCAGUUUGAUUCAUUUCUAAUACCACAAUGAAUAUAAAUAUUGUACUACACUGGAUGUUUACUGGAUCUGUGCUCACUAAUGUAAAUGUUUAACCAUUGAAAUAAAUACA